Aedes aegypti (yellow fever mosquito) is the source of this 2383-nucleotide messenger RNA. RefSeq names its product aspartate--tRNA ligase, cytoplasmic (gene AspRS). Gene Ontology annotation, cellular component: aminoacyl-tRNA synthetase multienzyme complex; cytoplasm; cytosol. The transcript is spliced from 6 exons. The coding region runs from base 260 to 1864 and encodes 534 amino acids. The record is from RefSeq and is a predicted model, not a curated record. Lineage: Eukaryota; Metazoa; Arthropoda; Insecta; Diptera; Culicidae. Gene Ontology annotation, biological process: aspartyl-tRNA aminoacylation. Gene Ontology annotation, molecular function: ATP binding; aspartate-tRNA ligase activity; RNA binding.
ACGCACGCAAGUCGCCGACGAUGCAAUCUUUUUCAAUCCAAAUCUGAAAUCCGCGACGUGUAGAUGUGAUAAAGUACGACGGUCACAGUGCGAUCCGAAUUACAGGAAGUGAAAAGUGAUUAUUAUGCGAUAGAACACGGUGUAGAAGUGACACGUUUCAGUAGGUAAUUUUGUGAGGAAGAACUUUUCGGCAGAUUCCGUUCCGGCUUCAUUCAGUAAAUUUCAGGAACUAAAUUCCUUUGGGAAAAAGCGCAUCAUCAUGGUAGAGGACACUAUCAAAGAAGAGCAGGAGCAAUCCAAGAAAGCCGCCAAGAAGGCAGCAAAGGAUGCCGCCAAGGCCGCUAAGAAAGCUGAACACAAGGCGGCCGCUGCCGCCGAAAAGGGCCAGCAGGAAACGACCGGAGACGAGAGCAAAGACUACUCGGUCGGCCUGUACGGUGUGACCAAAAUGAUCCAGAGCACGGGCAAGCACGCCGACCGAAACUUCGUGAUGGUUCACGAUUUGUCCACCUGCGCAAAGGACUCCCUUGUGUGGGUUCGAGGUCGAGUCCACACGUCCCGUGCCAAGGGCAAGCAGUGCUUCUUGGUGCUCCGUCAGCAGAGCAGCACCGUCCAGUGUGUGCUGGCCGUGAACGACAGCACCGUUUCGAAGCAGAUGGUCAAAUUUUCCGGAAGCAUUCCACGGGAAAGCAUCAUCGACAUCAAAGCCAAGGUUGUCCAGGUGGAAAGCAAGAUAGAAUCGUGCACGGAACAGAACCUGGAGCUGCAUGUUGUUGAGAUUUUCCUGGUUUCGGCAGCGAAGGCUCAACUUCCGCUGCAGAUUGAAGACGCCGCGCGGCCGGAGAAAUCCGACGAUCCGGAAGCGUUGAAAAUCCGUGUCAACCAGGACACCCGAUUGGACAAUCGGGUCCUGGACUUGAGAACGCCUGCGAAUCAGGCCAUUUUCCGUUUGGAGGCUGGCGUGUGCAAACUGUUCCGUGACAUCCUGUCGAAUAAGGGCUUCACGGAAAUCCAUACGCCGAAGAUUAUCUCCGCUGCCAGUGAGGGAGGCGCCAACGUCUUUACGGUCAGCUACUUUAAAGAAUCGGCUUAUCUGGCUCAAUCUCCGCAGUUGUACAAGCAGAUGGCGAUCGCCGCUGACUUCGACAAGGUGUUCACCGUGGGCGCCGUGUUCCGAGCGGAAGACUCCAACACUCACCGGCAUUUGACCGAAUUCGUUGGUCUCGAUCUGGAAAUGGCCUUCAAAUAUCAUUAUCAUGAGGUGUUGGACACCAUCGGCAACACAUUCACCGAAAUCUUCAAGGGUCUGCGCGAUAACUAUGCCCGCGAAAUCGCCGCCGUUGGUCAGCAAUACAACGUUGAACCGUUCAAGUUUUUGGAACCUCCAUUAAAGCUAGAAUACGCCCAGGCGGUUACCAUGUUGCGGGAGGCCGGUGUUACCAUGGACGACGAAGAGGAUCUUUCGACGCCGAGUGAAAAGCUUCUUGGUAGAUUGGUGAAGGCCAAGUACGAUACCGAUUUCUAUAUUUUGGACAAAUUCCCGCUGGCGGUGCGACCGUUCUACACGAUGCCCGACCCCAGCAAUCCCAAAUAUUCCAACUCGUACGAUAUGUUUAUGCGCGGCGAGGAGAUCCUGUCCGGAGCGCAACGUAUCCACGAUCCGGAAUACUUGGUGGAACGCGCAAAGCAUCACGCAAUCGACAUUUCAAAAAUUGCCGCCUACAUCGAAGCGUUCCGUUUCGGGUGUCCUCCGCAUGCCGGCGGUGGCAUCGGUAUGGAGCGCGUUGUCAUGCUGUACCUAGGGUUGGACAACAUCCGAAAAACGUCGAUGUUCCCCCGUGACCCGAAGCGGCUUACGCCUUAAACGACGGCCGACCACGGCAACUUCUAUCACAGCAGCAGCACAGUUCCCAGUUUAACGUUUUGUUUGUGUUAACUUUCUGUCCCAUUCCCUCCGUGUAGUUUCGUUAGAUCCACGGACAUUGAUUGUCCACAUUUGUAGGUGCUAACUCUUCGUAGGUAUGCGCGAGCGCACAUCAUCGUCAAAAUCCUUGAUAAGAGAGGCGACCAAUCGCAAGGGAGGGAAUUCAAAAAAUAAUCGUUUUAGGGACUCGCUUCAAAAAGACUAGUUCAUCCGGGAAGCUAUAACUAGACCUAACAAUUACAAUAAUAAUUUAGUGAGGAAAUCGGUACGAACUGAACGGAUACUUAACCGGAACCUGAAACGCGAAAAAUACGAAGUUUAAACGGAUCUUGCGAGCGUGUGAGUGAGCAAACCGAACGGCAGAUGAGUGAUCAAAUAUGCGAGACUUUUUUCCAUUGCCUGAGGUGAAAGUGAUCUUUGUCGAUAAUGAACUUUAAUACAACAAACAAUCUACUUCGA